Rhododendron vialii is the source of this 4442-nucleotide messenger RNA. Its product is annotated as tripeptidyl-peptidase 2. The transcript is spliced from 34 exons. The coding region runs from base 154 to 4221 and encodes 1355 amino acids. Gene Ontology annotation, molecular function: serine-type endopeptidase activity; tripeptidyl-peptidase activity. Gene Ontology annotation, biological process: proteolysis. Gene Ontology annotation, cellular component: cytosol. The record is from RefSeq and is a predicted model, not a curated record. NCBI's taxonomy places the organism in Eukaryota, Viridiplantae, Streptophyta, Magnoliopsida, Ericales, Ericaceae.
ACCCAAUCCCACUGCUACGAGCUCCAAAAACUAGCAGCAGGUGGCGGCGUCGCUUAUCCCACUCUGCUUAAACCACCGCCAAAUGACCUAAACGCCCCUAACCCGAACUCAAAAUGGCAACGAGUCCAUUAGUAUAAAAAAAGGAGCUCGUGUAUGGCAAUUCAAUCAUUAGUUCCGCCGUUUCUCUCUCCUCCCCUACUCAUUAUCCCCAAAAGGCUACUGCUGCGAAUCAGUAGAAACCGUGGGCAUAGGAAAUUCCGCGAGAGUUGGAUGAGGGCAAUGCCUAGUUCGUCAUCCGUUGUUGAAGAUAAUGGUGCUUUGCGCAAUUGCAGGCUGAACCAAUCCACCUUCUUAGCUUCUCUCAUGCCGAAGAAAGAGAUUGGGGCGGAUCGGUUCCUCGAAGCCCACCCCGAGUUCGAUGGCCGUGGUGUCGUGAUUGCUAUAUUCGAUUCUGGUGUGGACCCUGCUGCUACUGGAUUGCGAGAAACCUCCGAUGGAAAGCCCAAAAUCCUAGAUGUGCUUGAUUGCACUGGGAGUGGAGAUAUUGAUACUUCAAAUGUGGUGAUGGCUGAUGCAGACGGUUCUAUCCGUGGAGCUUCAGGGGCAUCUCUAAUUGUGAAUUCAUCAUGGAAAAACCCUUCUGGGAAAUGGCAUGUGGGGUGUAAGUUGGUGUACGAGCUUUUUACUGACACGUUGACUUCUCGUUUGAAGAAAGAAAGAAAGAAAAAGUGGGAUGAGAAACACCAGGCAGCAAUAGCUGAAGCUGUAAAGCUGCUUGAUGAAUUUGACAAGAAACAUGUGAGAGUAGAAGAUGCUAAUCUGAAAAGGGUUCGUGAAGACCUCCAAAACAGAGUUGAUUUUCUGAGAAAGCAAGCUGAUAGCUACGAUGACAAGGGGCCUAUUGUAGAUGCUGUUGUAUGGCAUGAUGGAGAACUAUGGAGAGUUGCUCUUGACACACAAAGUCUCGAGGAUGAUCAAGACAAGGGAAAACUUGCUAACUUUGUACCCCUUACUAAUUACAGGAUUGAACGAAAAUUUGGUGUUUUCAGCAGUCUUGAUGCUUGCUCGUUCGUUGCUAAUGUUUACGAUGAAGGGAGUAUUUUAAGUAUUGUAACAGAUAGCUCACCACAUGGCACUCACGUCGCUGGUAUUGCUAGUGCUUUCCACCCGAAGGAACCUCUGCUGAAUGGAGUGGCACCUGGAGCACAGUUAAUUUCAUGUAAAAUUGGAGACUCGCGCUUAGGCUCAAUGGAAACAGGAACAGGCUUGACACGUGCGUUGAUAGCUGCUGUGGAGCACAAAUGUGACCUCAUCAACAUGAGUUAUGGUGAACCUACAUUACUGCCAGACUAUGGACGUUUUGUUGACCUUGUUGAUGAAGUUGUGAACAAGCACCGUGUAAUAUUCGUCAGUAGUGCUGGCAACAGUGGCCCAGCAUUGAGCACUGUGGGUGCACCUGGUGGCACCACUUCGAGCAUAAUAGGAGUUGGUGCAUAUGUCUCUCCUGCUAUGGCUGCUGGAGCACACUGUGUAGUUGAACCUCCUGAAGAAGGGCUUGAAUACACCUGGUCUAGCCGAGGGCCAACUGUUGAUGGGGAUCUAGGGGUCUGUAUAAGUGCUCCUGGUGGGGCAGUGGCUCCUGUCCCUACAUGGACGCUUCAACGACGCAUGCUUAUGAAUGGAACUUCAAUGGCAUCUCCCUCUGCUUGUGGGGGAAUUGCUUUGCUUGUUAGUGCCAUGAAGGCUGAGGGAAUUCCUGUGAGUCCAUAUAUGGUUAGGGAGGCUCUUGAGAAUUCAUCUAUUCCUGUUGGUAGUUUACUGGAAGAUAAACUAUCCACUGGGCAGGGGCUUAUGCAAGUUGACAAGGCUCACGAGUAUGUCCAAAAACUGCAUAAUGUCCCAUGUGUUAGAUAUCAAAUAAAGAUCAAUCAAGCUGGUAAAUCAGCACCUACAUCACGAGGCAUCUACCUGCGAGAAGCUAGUGGUUGCCAACAAUCCACGGAGUGGACAGUGCAAGUUGAACCAAAAUUCCAUGAAGAUGCAUGCAAUUUGGAGCAAUUGGUUCCUUUUGAAGAGUGUAUCGAGUUACAUUCUUGUGGAAAGGCAUUUGUGAGAGCUCCCGAGUAUCUUCUUCUCACUCACAAUGGGCGCAGCUUCAACAUAGUUGUGGAUCCUACCAAUCUUAGUGAUGGUUUACACUAUUGUGAACUGUAUGGGAUAGAUUGCAAAGCCCCAUGGCGUGGUCCCCUAUUUAGAAUCCCAGUUACCAUAACAAAGGCGAUGGCUGUAAAAAAUCGACCGGCACUAGUUUCAUUGGCAGGGAUGUCAUUCCUACCAGGCCAUAUUGAGAGGAAAUUCAUUGAGGUACCAAUGGGUGCUUCUUGGGUUGAGGCUUCAAUGCGGACGUCAGGGUUUGACACUGCUAGAAGAUUUUACAUUGACACUGUUCAGAUCAGUCCGUUGCAAAGGCCUAUGAAGUGGGAAGGUGCUAUUAUAUUCUCGUCUCCUUCUGCCAAAACCUUUUCUUUUCAAGUGGAGGGUGGUCGUACGAUGGAACUAGCAAUUGCUCAGUUUUGGUCCAGUGGCAUUGGAAGUCAAGAAACCACUGUCGUAGAUUUUGAGAUUGCAUUUCAUGGGAUUGACAUCAAUAAAGACGAUGUGUUACUUGAUGGAAGUGAAGCACCUGUCAGAAUUGAUGCCAAAGCUCUUCUUUGCUCUGAGAAGCUUGCUCCGGCUGCUAUUCUGAACAAGAUAAGAGCCCCAUAUCGACCUAUUGAUUCUAAACUGAGUACCCUUUCAAAAGACCGUGACAAGCUACCCUCAGGCAAACAGACUCUAGCAUUGACACUAACUUACAAGUUCAAAUUGGAUGAUGGAGCUGAAGUAAAGCCUCAAAUCCCCUUGCUUAACAAUCGCAUCUAUGAUAACAAGUUUGAAUCUCAGUUUUAUAUGAUUUAUGAUUCGAACAAGCGUGUAUAUGCCAUGGGUGAUGUCUACCCAAAAUCUGCAAAACUUCCUAAGGGUGAAUACAGUUUACAGCUUUACCUGAGGCAUGACAAUGUGCAGUACUUGGAAAAGAUGAAGCAGCUGCUGCUGUUCAUUGAAAGAAAAUUGGAGGACAAGGAAGUCAUUCGCCUGAGCUUUUAUUCUCAACCAGAUGGCCCAGUGAUGGGUAAUGGUAGCUUUAAAUCCUCUGUUUUAGUGCCUGGAGUGAAAGAGGCAUUUUAUGUGGGGCCACCAACCAAAGACAAGCUCCCGAAGAACUGUCCUGAAGGAUCUGUGUUGCUUGGAGCAAUCUCGUAUGGAAAGGUUUCAUCUAUUGGUCAGGAGGAGAAGAACAAUCCAGAAAAGAACCCAGUAUCGUAUCGGAUAUCUUAUUUAGUGCCACCAAAUAAGCUUGAUGAGGACAAGAGAAAUGGUUCUUCCACAGCUUGCACAAAAAGUGUUUCUGAACGUAUAGAAGAAAAGGUACGAGGUGCCAAGAUAAAGGUUCUUGGAAGCCUUAAACAAGGCACUGAUGAAGAACGCUCAGAAUGGGAAAAGUUAUCCACCUCUCUGAAGUCUGAAUAUCCAAAAUACACUCCCUUGCUUGCUAAAAUACUGGAAGGUCUGCUAUCACAGAACAAGGUUGAAGACAAGAUUCGCCAUUAUGAAGAGAUUAUAGAUGCAGCAGAUGAGGUGGUUGAUAGCGUUGACAAAGAUGAAUUAGCCAAGUACUUUUCUGUCAAAAGUGAUCCAGAAGAUGAAGGGGGUGAGCAAUUGAAGAAGAAGAUGGAGACAACACGAGACCAAUUUGCAGAAGCUCUUUACCAAAAAGGAUUAGCUAUUGCAGAGAUUGAACUUUUGAAGGGUGAUAAGGCUUCAUCAGCCUUAGCUCCAACUGAAGGUGAAAAUAUUGUGGAUAGGACUGAUGAUCAAUCUGUUCCAGAUGCUAAAACCCAGCCAGAUUUGUUUGAAGAGAACUUUAAAGAACUAAAGAAAUGGGUUGAUAUCAAAUCCAAGUAUGGCACUCUCCUGGUUAUUCGUGAGCAACGUUGUGGAAGGCUUGGAACCGCGCUUAAGGUGUUAAACGACAUGAUUCAAGAGGAUGGUGAGCCUCCAAAGAAGAAGCUGCAUGAAUUAAAGCUAUCCUUGCUUGAUCAGAUCGGAUGGGACCAUUUGGUGUCAUAUGAGCGACGAUGGAUGCAUGUCCGUUUCCCACCAAGUCUGCCACUUUUUUGAGGUUGUGCUUUAUGUUACAAGGUGUUGAACAAAUAUGCAGUUCAUUGAACAUCUAGGUUAGGUUUGAAAAUCUUCCUUUUGUGGAUUGACUUCUCUAUGGAUAUUUACCGGAAACAACUAGAUAGAUCUCAGUAAAACAAAUGAAGGAAAUUAGAUUAUGUAUGUAAAAUGGUCCCAUUUUAAACAUUUCUGGUGCUUAAUAAACAUUUUUAUUUUCAUCA